AUGGAAACCCUGGAGCCCACAGCCCUAAACCCAAGGAGGGUGCAUGCCUUACGCAAGAACCCCAGAGCUCACACCUGUGGACCCGGGGAAGGCACACGCUUAGCAGGAGACCCGAAGCUUGCACCUGUUAACCUGGGGAGAGUGCGCUUGGGAAGGCUCGGAUUCCACAUCCAGGGCCCUGCAGAGAGGUGCUGGCUGGCUCGGGCUCUGGGGAGAUUACCUGCGAGGCUGACUGAACAGGAAGGGAAAAAAGAGAAACCAAUCACCCCUCAAUCUGCUGUAGCCAGCAAGACCAGAAAAACCAGUUUGGCCAGUUCAACACCAAUUUUAUUUGAUGCAGAAAGGAAAUUGUACAAGCAGAUGUAUAAACCUGUGGCUGGCUCCUCAUGCCAGGAGAAUGGUGCAAGCAUGAUUCUCCAGGACAUUGCAAGAGCCAGAGAGGACACAGGGUCUUGUGGAGACCACAGAGAGCUCAUCAUCCAGAUCACCAGCCUGGAGGUGGAGAACCAGUGCCUGAGAGGUACAGAACCUGCAGCAGUCCAUCUCCAAGCUGGAAGCCAACUGAGUGUGCUGGAGAUGAGCAUGCCCACCCACUGGGCCACAGCCCCACAGACCCAGCAAGUGUCUCCCGUGUGCCAAGAGGAGCCCCCCACCAAGAAGACAGCUACCACCGCGGAGGAUAAUGAGGACGAUGACACUGACCUGUGUGUCAGUAAUGAGGAAGAUGACAAGGAGGCCAUCAAGCUGUGGGUGGAAUGGCUGCAGCAGCACACAGAGAAGAAGGCCAAGAAGCCUAUACUGGCAGCCAAGUCCUCCAUCCUCCUGGAUGUUGGGCCCUGGGAUGACGAGAUGGACAUGGCCCAACUGGAGGCCUGAGUGUGCUCUGCCCAGCUGGAUGAGAUGACCUGGGUGUACUCCAAGUUGGUGCCAGUGAACUAUGGCAUCCUUAAGCUGCAGAUCCAGUGUGUGGUGGAGGAUGACAAGGUAGGGACCAACGUGCUAGAAGAGGAGAUCACCAAGUUUGAGGAGCAGGUGCAGAGUGUUGACAUUGCUGCUUUCAGCAAAACCUAG
Phyllostomus hastatus (greater spear-nosed bat) is the source of this 1071-nucleotide messenger RNA. Its product is annotated as elongation factor 1-delta-like. The record is from RefSeq and is a predicted model, not a curated record. Lineage: Eukaryota; Metazoa; Chordata; Mammalia; Chiroptera; Phyllostomidae. Gene Ontology annotation, biological process: translational elongation. Gene Ontology annotation, molecular function: guanyl-nucleotide exchange factor activity; translation elongation factor activity. Gene Ontology annotation, cellular component: cytosol.